UCAGAUGGAGAAUCACGUAUGUAUAUAGUGAUUGUUUUAUACAUAUACGUAUGAUGUUCAGUUUGUCUGGGAUAAUAUCAAUCUUGCAUGUAGACUGAUUCAGCACCCAUGCAAUAUAAUUAGCACACAGCUGGACAAAUAAGUAAAUGAUAACCAACAAAAUAUUUCAUUUACAUUUACUUCAAUACAACCCCUGUUGGAAUAUGCAAGAAACUCUUAUUGGUACUAAUGAAGAAGGCGAGUUAAGAACAAGAGGCAACAAAACAGCACUUUGUACAAGGGUGCAUUUUUUUAUGAAGAUUACUGAGCUGGUGUUUGCAUGCUUGGCUGCUGGAUUGCUGUCUGAAGCAGAGGAUAUAACAAACACCAUACUGAAAACAGAAAUAGUACAUGGAACAACAAUUGGUUUUAUUAUGAUCAAUGGACUUAUAGUUUUUGCUGAACUUACACAGCCAAUAGGCAAAGCACCGAUGGUACUGUCAUCAGUAUUUGGUUGCAUUAUGUUCAUCACUUCUGGAGUGUGUCUGCUACAAGUGAGGAAGACUAUUGGUGCUGUGUGUGCAGGAAUAAUCUCAAUACUAGAAGGUGUACUCUUCUUCAGUGAUAUUUUUGUUGUCUGGUGCUAUAGAGAGGAUGUCAAGAUACAAUGGUCACGCCAGAGCUUGCGUUCCAGAGCUGCAUUUGUCUAGAUGGUCAUGAAAAUCAACCAAAAGUUCUUCUACAUAGACUGUCUCACAUCACUGUUAAUGCUACAUCACUUAGUACAUUCAUUUUAUCUCAAUAUGCCAUACCUGCCAAAAACUGUAGGAGAGCAAUAAGUGCUGAAGCUGACUGUGUUCUUUCAAAUAUUCCAAUUUAAUUGACUGAAGCACUGAGGGAGUCAUCACAGUUGUAAUAUUUAUAUGACACGGAACAAGAUUCUAUUCUGAUAACUUUGUAAUACAGUACUGGUCAUGGACCCUCAAGACACAUAAACGAAUUUAUGCCAGCAAUACAUAUAUCUGCAGGGUUAAAGGUAAUCUACAGGAGGAAAGCAGGUAAUAUGUAAAUAUAACUUAUUAAUGUAUUAUUUACUGUGGAAAGUUGAAGAGCUGUGAGUUCAUAAUUUAUUUUGUUAUAUUUAUCAUGAAUAAAAUGCAUAAAUACGCAAUAUGGUAAUUUAUUGUGUAAGUUUGAGUAGCUGUGUUCUCAUCAUUUUUUUAAGAAUUACAUCUAAUAGCGAAAUCUUAUGUUUUCAUUUGUGAUUAUUUAUAUGUAUGCCCCAACUCGAUUUUCAUAAUUAAUGUGUAAAACCAUUGAACAGUAAGUAAGUUUCUGUUUUCUUACAAUAUGCUCAUGAUUAAAUCUAUUGCUGCACCUGAGGUUGAAAAAUGAAUAACUGUGCUUACACAAGGAAACGUUGUGCUACAUUCCAAUAUUCCAUCAAUAAAGGUAUUUUUCUCUUUAAGUAGGAUGUAAGGACAGUAUUCCUGUUGUCUAUGCUUGUAAAACUUAUUCUGCAGCAUUUGUAUCACAGUAUUGGCAUCACUUUUUAUUUUAUACUAUUUCUUAAUUUUUGUUGCAGUUGCAUUCAUGUUUGAGUUAAUGAUUACCAGUUAAAAUGUACUUGUUCAUUUUCAAACUACUUCCUGAGCUGUUCUUCUGUGGCUAAUGAAAUAACUUCAUAGUAUAACAUUUCCACAUACAAACUGUUAUUCACAUUUGAACAUUUUGUACCACUAACUAUUAUAUGAUGAGUCAUCUCUUAAUGAACAAGUAUUAACAUUUAUUGCACUGUGAAGUUCCUCGUGUUAAGUAUAAUAUUUUCCUUUGUAUGGAUGUUACUGUGAUUUUAGCUGGUUGAGGACACUGUUGAUUAUGGAAAUGCAGAAGUUUGAUUAUU
Molecule: messenger RNA, 1882 nt
Organism: Schistocerca gregaria
Lineage: Eukaryota; Metazoa; Arthropoda; Insecta; Orthoptera; Acrididae
Exons: 4
Coding region: 147-689 (180 amino acids)
Source: RefSeq, a predicted model, not a curated record